AUGCUUGUCACUACCACUGUUCCAUAUUCUGUUCAACAGCGGAAAUUGUUCUUCGAACGGUUGAGUCUUCAUGAGAAAGAUGAAAAACCCCGUCCGCCAUUGAUGCUCUCAAAAAGCACUCCCGCCUCACCCGAGGAACGUUUGAAUUUAUUCAACGUUCCACCGAAGAAACCGAAACGCACUUUUGAACAUGAUAUCUACAUGGAGACAAAGUUGUGCACAAGUGCUCCAUGUUCAUCAAGAUGCUCUUCAUGCUCUCCAGAGGAGGCCUCGAUAAUGUCUAGGCGCCUGAUCAAUACGAAAGUUUGUAAU
Messenger RNA from Mesorhabditis belari, 312 nucleotides. The record is from the annotation of a GenBank genome assembly. Lineage: Eukaryota; Metazoa; Nematoda; Chromadorea; Rhabditida; Rhabditidae.